AUGAGUUUUCGAGAGGGUGAUUUGUUCGAGGACUCGUUUCUUGGAGAUUUUGGUAACGAAAGCAACACGAACGACCUCGGCGACCGUGACGACGACGAUGACUUCCUGGAUGUUUACAAUUUGACGCCCAGACAAAGGCUGGGCCACAGUCUACAGAAAAUGUCCCGCAAGCUGGUGCAACAGUACAACGGAUUGCCGUGGUGGCAGAGGUACCUGGCGUACUUCGCGGGCACUUGCCUGUUGAUUGCAGGGAUUACGCUCUUAGUAUUCCACGACCGGAUUCUCCACAGGAUUGUGGAGACCUCGAAUGAACUGAAAGAUGAAAAACGCACCUCCUUUGUUCUUGUUGCGCUGAUCUUCGUGGUAGCGUUUCCACCAUUGAUUGGCUUUUCCUUGUUGGGCACUAUAACGGGGCUGAUCUAUGAAAUGUCGUUUCAAGGCUGGUUGAUACUGGCGGUCGGUGCAGUCGCCGGUUCAAUUGCAUCUUUUGCUACUUUCAAGACAGUAUUACACUCCCGAGCUGAAUCAUUGGUGCAUUCAAAUCGAAGAUUUGAGGCUUUCUCUUCGCUGUUGAGGGAGAACAACAGUUUUUGGAUAUUGGCGCUGUUGAGGUUAUGUCCAUUUCCUUAUUCAUUAACGAACGGUGCAAUGGCCGCUAUUUAUGGCCUAUCUAUUAAGAAUUUUGCCAUUGCUCAAUUCAUCGUCACGCCAAAAUUGCUCAUUUACCUGUUCAUUGGUUCAAGAAUCAAAAAUAUUGGCGAAACAAAGUCGGCAAGUUCGAAGAUUCUAAACUUGCUAAGUAUUCUUGCUACGAUGGCAAUUCUAACAAUAACAGCAUGGAUCCUAUAUUUCAAAACACAAAGGAAAUAUGCAGAACUGCAAAGACGUGAUCAACAGUUAAAUGCAGACUCAAACCAGAAUGCUGCUUUUGAUGCAUCUUUUGAUAUCUAG
Molecule: messenger RNA, 951 nt
Organism: Zygotorulaspora mrakii
Lineage: Eukaryota; Fungi; Ascomycota; Saccharomycetes; Saccharomycetales; Saccharomycetaceae
Gene: TVP38
Product: Tvp38p
Exons: 1
Coding region: 1-951 (316 amino acids)
Biological process (GO): vesicle-mediated transport; mitotic spindle elongation
Cellular component (GO): Golgi membrane
Source: RefSeq, a predicted model, not a curated record